UUGCCCCAAUAUCACAAACAUUACCACCUUCAAACAUUUUACCAGCUGUACCAACUGACUUGCCUUUCUAUUUAUCGUUUCAUCAUCACAGAUUUGCGUCUCGAAGACUUUUUACCACUCUCUUUCUAUCCACAUUGUAUCUUGAUAAUCUUUCUCCCCUACACACUUAUCAAGAUUAUCCUCUAUUUUCACCAUGUUUCGAAACGUUGUCAUCGUUUGUCUCGUCAGUCUCGCAUUAUUCACCUUCAUGUUGGUCGAAACGCGGGCAACCAUAUCACUACCCCAAGUUUCGGAAAUUUCGGAUAGUCCAACGCCAAUCGGUCAGCAGCCGGUCUCGACAGCUGUGGACACUUUGGUGUCCAACCAAUCUUCAAUUGAGCCGAAGGAGGAGAAGGACACUCUCCCAACCUCAGUAGAAGACGAGUCGGAAGAAGGCGAGGCGGAGUACUUGGAGCGCAACAAUCGACAUCAAGCUCGUCAUCGACGCCAUGGGUGCAGUCGUCGAUCCAAGCACAACCGCUGUAAGAAACACAAAGCUUCUCACAAGAAGAAAGUUGUUACGGCCAUUGCUGCAGCCGCACAUCGCACAGUCAGCCUGGCUGCCACUGGCAUUUUACGUUCUGGUGACGCCACUUACUACGGCACUGGACUGGGAGCAUGUGGUAUCACCAGCACCGAUGAAUCGAUGAUUGCAGCGGCAUCCAUGCAUCUUUUCGAUAACUUCCCCGGAGCGACUGCGAACCCGAAUAUGAAUCCAAUCUGCGGGCGCAAAGUCAGGGCCACAUACAAAGGAGCAACCGUGAUCGUACAGAUAGUAGAUCGCUGUGUUGGAUGCGCUAUCUUCGACUUGGACUUUUCUCCUACUGCCUUUGGCCUGAUAGGUCCCAUGGACAAAGGUCGUUUACACGGAAUGAAUUGGCAUUUCAUGUAAAUUUCAUUCGAUUUUUCCCCAACCCUCACAAUGUCAAAAGUCGCCUGGCCGGCAAUUCAAUUUGUUAAAGUUCCUAGUCAGAUCAUUUGUAACCCAGAAGUGCUAGUUCACAGUUUUUUUGUAAUUUCCUUUCGCUCGUUCAGAGCAUAGAAUGUCUUUCAUUAGUCUCUUAGGUAGCUCUUCGCUUUUGUUUUUCUCAGUUCUAUGUGUGACCAUGUGAUGUCCAUAUAUCUUUUUGCUAUUUUACCAGCCGCGCACGAAAUUCAGCGUUAGACGUGCACUCUUUUUAUUCGCACCAAAGUUAGUCAGUGUGAUACAUUCAUUGUUGUACGAGCUCAUUCAUCAUCUCAAAACUAGCUACUUGUAAAAAGCACUUUGCAAAUCUAUUUACCUCUCAUUCGGAACCCCCUCAU
Molecule: messenger RNA, 1344 nt
Organism: Melampsora larici-populina 98AG31
Lineage: Eukaryota; Fungi; Basidiomycota; Pucciniomycetes; Pucciniales; Melampsoraceae
Exons: 4
Coding region: 194-931 (245 amino acids)
Source: RefSeq, a predicted model, not a curated record